UUUUCCCACCAACAGUCCACACUGAUUGACUGCUACUGCCGCCGACUCCAGGAACCCAAGGUCCACUACUUACCGGGAAGAAAUGCAAACCAAAGCGACAGAGAAAUUGCUGUUUCGGAAGAAGAAAACAAACUAAAUACGAGACGUGGAGAAAAAUAUAAACGCAUGAUGCAAUCUGCGAACAAUAAUACAGACAAAGCAUCUAUUCAGCCCCAUGAAAUAUCUCACUUUCUAGAUGUCUUAGCCAAUAUGACAGAUUGUGUCGCCCAAUACAAUCCACCACCUUGUGAGAAUCCCUGCCAGGAUUUGAGGUACAGAUCAAUCACAGGAGCAUGCAACAAUAGAAAUCAACCUUCCUGGGGAGCCUCAAAUGCUGUUUUACCUAGGUGGCUACCAUCACAAUAUGAGGAUGGAAUUGGUGAGCCAAAGGGAUGGAAUAAAUAUUUCCUCUACAACAAUUUUUCCUUGCCUCCAGUACGAGAAGUUACAAAAAGAAUCAUUUAUGCAUCAAAUAAGGCUUUUCAAGAAGACAGUCUAUACUCCCACAUAAUAAUUGAAUGGGGCCAAUACAUAGCUCAUGACAUGGCUUUUACUCCACAAAGUAAAGUAAAAAGUAUGUGGGGCUCAGACUGCCAGUGUACCAGCGAGGAUCAGAAGUCCUGCUUCCCUAUAAAGAUAUCUACAAAUGAUUCACUGUCCACAAGUGGAUGCAUACCAUUCUUCCGCUCUGUAGCAGCCUGUGGUACCGGAGAUCAGAGUGCAAUAUUCGGACUUCCCUCUAUUACAAGGCCAAGAGAACAGAUAAAUGCUUUGACAUCAUUUAUUGAUGCAUCGACUGUCUAUGGCAGCACUGUAGGUGUGGAAAAAAAACUGAGGAAUCAUGACAGUGAGGGCCUUCUAAGAGUGAAUCUUCUCCAUUCUGAUCAUGGACGGGAGUACAUGCCUUUUGUAGCUGACAACCCAUCACCCUGUAUACAAGAUCCUAAUGCCGCACAUGAUGAUAGAAUCGAAUGUUUCCUUGCAGGUGAAACCAGGUCAAAUGAAGUCGUCACCCUAACGGCAAUGCAUACAUUGUGGUUGAGAGAACACAACCGUGUUGCCAUUGCUUUAAAAAAACUCAAUCCCCACUGGAGUUCUGAAACAACCUACCAGGAAACUCGGAAAAUUGUUGGAGCACUUCAUCAGGUCAUCACCAUACGAGACUACAUUCCCAAAAUUCUGGGUCCGUCGGCAUUUCAGAACUACGUAGGAAUCUACCAGGGAUAUGAUGAGAAUGUCAAUCCUUCUAUCUCGAAUAUAUUUUCUACCGCAGCUUUUCGCUUUGGCCACGCCACUAUUCCGCCGGUCGUGCACAGAUUGGAUUCUGAGUAUAGAGAGCACCCUCGGUAUCCAAGUCUUCUGAUGAAUGAAGUAUUUUUUCGCCCUUGGAGGAUAAUAAAAGAAGGAGGCCUCGACCCCUUGAUAAGAGGUAUGCUCGGAAAACCGGCAAAGCUACAAACCCAGCAAGAACUCAUGAAUGAAGAGUUAACACAAAAACUCCUUGUACUUUCCAAUAACGGUUCGAUGGACUUGGCGUCUCUUAAUCUGCAGCGAGGUCGUGACCACGGCUUACCAGGAUACAAUGACUGGAGGGAGUUUUGUGAGCUACCAAGACUGAACUCAACUUUGGACAUGAAAAUAGAUAUUUCUGAAGAGAACAUCACAAAGAAAAUUAUUGAGUUGUAUGGACAUCCUGACAACAUUGAUGUGUGGUUGGGGGGUCUAGUAGAAGACUUCUUACCAGGAGGAAGAACAGGACCUUUAUUUGCUUGUUUAAUUGGAAUGCAAAUCAGAGCAUUGCGAGAUGGAGACUGGUUUUGGUAUGAAAAUACGAAUGUGUUUACUGAAAACCAGAAACUGGAACUUGAAAAACAUUCUCUCUCUCGGGUGAUUUGUGAUAAUUCCGGACUAACACACGCACCUCCUGAUAGCUUUCUGAUGGCAAGUUAUCCUGAAGGUUUUAUAUCUUGUGACACUAUACCAAGCAUGAAUCUGGAAGUCUGGAAGGAAAAUCCAGAACAAGGUGCAUCUUGUGGUCUUCCAAAGAAGAUAGAGAAUGGGGGUUUUCUAUAUUGUUCGGAGAUGGUCUUAAUUUAUUUUUGUAACUCUGGAUAUUACUUAGAAGGACAUGAAAAAUUUGCUUGUCUUGGAAAUCAAUGGAAUGCCCAGCCCCCGCUCUGUAAAGACAUUGAUGAAUGUUCAGAUCAAGUGACUCCCGCUUGUCAUAUUUCUGCUACAUGUAAGAAUACAGCGGGCAGCUACCAGUGUUUAUGCACAGAUCCAUAUGAACUUGCUGAAGAUAAAAGGACCUGUGUAGAUUCUGGAAAACUUCCGCGAGCAUCCAUAGCAUCCAUCAUUUUGGUGGCGCUGCUGUUCCUUUCCUGGGCCGUGAUAUGCUGGAUUCUAGUUUGCAGAGGCAGGCUGUUCUCCUACAAGACCUCUGUGGACUUUCACUGUGAAGAAGAAAACCUGAAAAAAAUGGCAUUAAAAAUAGAUUGUUCCAAGUGUCACCAAAUGUCUUUGCCGUCAUCUCCAUCAAUAAUUUUACAGCCAAACAAGGCUAAUAGUUCAGUGUAAAGACCAACAAUUUACAGAUAA
This is a messenger RNA of Hyla sarda, 2637 nucleotides long. RefSeq names its product thyroid peroxidase (gene TPO). The record is from RefSeq and is a predicted model, not a curated record. The transcript is spliced from 14 exons. Gene Ontology annotation, molecular function: heme binding; iodide peroxidase activity; calcium ion binding. Bases 166 to 2616 code for a protein of 816 amino acids. Gene Ontology annotation, cellular component: membrane. NCBI's taxonomy places the organism in Eukaryota, Metazoa, Chordata, Amphibia, Anura, Hylidae. Gene Ontology annotation, biological process: response to oxidative stress; thyroid hormone generation.